AUGGUGAACAAGGAAACUCUGAUAGCCAGUGGCAUCGCUGGCCUGGUGACACUUGUCGUCGUCUACAGUGUGCGCGGCUGGAGGCAGGAUGGCCGUGAAGUUGCCGUCGAAGAGAGGGCCAAAGCUGCUGAGGAGAGGGAGGAAAUCAAAUGGAAAUGGGAGCUAGAGGACCGUGGGAUGGUGGAGGACGAGAAGCUCCGUCAGGCAAGGAGCGACGCUGAAAAGGCCACCAGCGAUGCCGCCCGCGCCCCGAUCAGGGACACAACCACACUGCAGCUUGAGCAAGCCGAGAAUGAGAUGAGGGAGAUCCAGGCCCAGAUCAACUCGAUGACAGAGCUUGCCGCUGCCAGAGCCGGCGAGAAGAUGUGGCUGAACGAGCGAUUGGCUGAAAGCAUGGACCAAAUUCAGAAGCUAAAGGCGGAGAUUGCGGAGGAGAAGGCUAAGUCUCAGCUCCUAGCUAAGAUCUAA
Molecule: messenger RNA, 468 nt
Organism: Emericellopsis atlantica
Lineage: Eukaryota; Fungi; Ascomycota; Sordariomycetes; Hypocreales; Bionectriaceae
Exons: 2
Coding region: 1-468 (155 amino acids)
Source: RefSeq, a predicted model, not a curated record